UAUCGAUUUUAUUUUGUAUUUUUAUUUUUCUAUUUUUUAUUUUCAUAUCUACACUUCUUUUUGGUUAUAUGGAUCUUGUUGCCCGUAAAAAACUAAACCUGGAAGUGUUAAAAAGACACGAUCCCAAUAUUUGUGAUAUCCUAGACCAAUCAGCCCAUGCUGUUGUAUACAAGUUUGAUACAGAAAAGACAAGUUGGGAAAAACUAGGUUAUGAAGGUGUUAUCUUCCUUACACAAGGAAAAAGUGCACCUUAUUUUGGUUUGUACGUCUUGAACAGACUCUCUAUCGAAAACUUCUUUUUACACUUGACAGACUUUGAAGAAAUCAACUUGACAGAUGAGUUCAUUAUCUAUCGAACAAGUGAAGGAGAAGCAUGCGCACUAUGGCUUUAUGAAAUCAAGGAUCGAGAGCGUAUUUUGGCCAAGAUUCAAAAAUUACAUGAAGGCAUGAAAGCAUUACCUUCUACUCAACCUAAAUCAAACAACAAGAUUGAUAUCCUUCAAAUGUUAAAGAAUGCUUCUACAUCUACUUAUCAAGAACCCAAUAUGAAUGCAUUAAACCAUACCAUGAAUAACAUGCAUAUAAAUGAACCACCUGUAAGAAGAGCCAUUGCGAAUGGUGAGCUCACAAAGCCAUUUUAUCCCCCUUUUAUGAACAUGGCAUCGCCUGUUGCUUCACCCAAUACAAAUCGAAAUUCAGGUGCAUUAUUGCAAGCAUUGCAUGGUGGAUUAGCACCUCCACCUCCACCACCUCCACCACCUCCACCUCCACCACAUAUGGGAUUGCCUAUCAUGCCUCAACAUAUGAUGGCUAUCAUGGGUCCUGAAAUAAGCAGAAGGUUCGGUAAUAGACCCAUGCUAUCUAAGCCUGAAUUUAUUCAACAACUAUUAAGCAUGAUUCAGUGUGAUCCUGCCUUUUUAGAUGCUCUUUAUCAAAACUAUAAGGGGCAAAUGAGUGCACUUGAAUAAUAAAAAAAUAUUUCAAUCUGCGUAAAAAAAUA
Gilbertella persicaria is the source of this 1000-nucleotide messenger RNA. RefSeq lists its product as uncharacterized. The record is from RefSeq and is a predicted model, not a curated record. The coding region runs from base 69 to 968 and encodes 299 amino acids. Gene Ontology annotation, molecular function: mRNA binding; enzyme activator activity. The transcript is spliced from 5 exons. Gene Ontology annotation, biological process: deadenylation-dependent decapping of nuclear-transcribed mRNA; deadenylation-independent decapping of nuclear-transcribed mRNA; positive regulation of catalytic activity. NCBI's taxonomy places the organism in Eukaryota, Fungi, Mucoromycota, Mucoromycetes, Mucorales, Choanephoraceae. Gene Ontology annotation, cellular component: P-body.